Molecule: messenger RNA, 875 nt
Organism: Pseudomassariella vexata
Lineage: Eukaryota; Fungi; Ascomycota; Sordariomycetes; Amphisphaeriales; Pseudomassariaceae
Exons: 2
Coding region: 303-875 (190 amino acids)
Source: RefSeq, a predicted model, not a curated record
AAGUGGGGGACUAGCCUGCCGUGCUGGAUCUGUUGUGUGGAGUGCGGGGCCGAGCCUGAGUGCAUCUCGAGCAUCGGAAUUCCUCUCAAUCCGCCAUUGGAACGUAGUGACGUCUAGAAAUCGCUGGGUCGUCGUGAGCUCAUCAUUCUGUUUAUUGGAUCUUGAAGACAGACCUUAGUUUCCAACUCGAUUUAAUAUCAGAGACCGCUUGGCUUACUUUCGUUGGCCGACUUACACCAUACCCAACGCUGGUAUAUUUCACACUUUCUAACUUACGGAUAGUACAAGACCAAGAGAGCAAAAUGUCGACUCGUCCCACCGGCCACAAACCCAACGACCUGCGCCAGAUCAACCGUUUCAUAACGGACCACAAUGACAUAGGCGAGGCCGUCUUUUCCACGGCCCUCCCGGAGCUUCUGCCAGGCAAAAAACAGUACAAUGAUGCUGUGUUUAGUCUGGGCUACUGCACCAACGAGAGGCCGGUGACAUUGGCUGGGAAUAAGGAUCUAAAUUCAUAUGCCGCGUAUCUGAAGGACCCACAGGGAAUUGUUGUGCCCGGCGGAACAGUAGCCCGCUACGUCGACAUGGCCCCCGAUUCCAUCAGCCCCAUGCACCGAACCGUCAGCCUGGACUACGGCGUGGUGCUCGAGGGCGAGAUCGAGCUCGUGCUGGACUCGGGCGAGGUGCGCCGCUUGAUGCGUGGCGACUUGGCUGUGCAAAGAGGAACUAUGCAUGCGUGGCGGAAUCCGAGCAAGACGGAAUGGGCGAGGAUGUUGUAUUUCUUGCAGGAAAGCCAUACCGUCGAGGUGUCGGGUGGGAGGAAGUUGGGGGAGGAUUAUGGGGAUAUGGAGGGGGUCAAGGCUAGUGGCAAUUGA